CUUUCAUCAAAAUACAAUUCAACAGUAACUCUUUUUCUAUUUCACAAAACCAGACAACUCUAUUUUAAUACAUUCAUUCGUUCAUUCAUAUACCCAGCAUACUAUUAAAUAAAAUAAAAAUGCCAGCCAUUAUCAAAUUAGUCUCCAGCUUUUUUCUUUUUGCAACCAUAUGCUCAGCAGGCUGCGAGAACCCGGCAUUGUUCAAAAAGUGCCUUGCACAGACCCGCGCCGAAGUCAACAUCUGUGGUAUCAACAUGACGUGUAAGUGUAUCCGGCAAGGCUAUGUUGCGCAGUGCUACGAUAAGUGCGGAGACGAUGAGCAUUUUAUGAAGCUCAAGGCUGGUGAAAAAGGGUACCAGCAGAUUAUUUGCAGCCAGAAGCGCCCAGGUGAGCCCGAGGAUAUGCCGAUUAUUGGAUCGGAAGGUCCUACUACAGAGCCAAAGAAAAAUUCGGUUCCACAACCGCCGCAGGCAAAUAAAAAACUACAGUCACCGCCACCGCCACCGGCUGCGGGCCCUGAAGGCCCUGACAGGAGGGGCGAUCGUGGCGCAAGCGACGAUGAUGGCGUAAUAGUAAAGGGUGGUGUGCGCGGUAGUAGGAAUAGCGGAGGAGCAGUGCUGGUCAAGGAUGCCGAUAUCGAUGGGGCGUCGGGGCUCCAGGGAAUGUCCGUGGUUGGAUCGAUUGCCGCAGCUUUGGCAGUCGCUGUUUUGGCAGUAGGGUCAUCGCAUGCUUUGUAAGGGUUACAUAAAUAGUAAAUAACAUAAAACAAACAGGGGCAAGAUAAACGAAAACAAGAUAAAAAAUAUAUAUAUCAACCUGCGCC
Kickxella alabastrina is the source of this 823-nucleotide messenger RNA. RefSeq lists its product as uncharacterized. Bases 120 to 737 code for a protein of 205 amino acids. The record is from RefSeq and is a predicted model, not a curated record. Lineage: Eukaryota; Fungi; Kickxellomycota; Kickxellomycetes; Kickxellales; Kickxellaceae. The transcript has a single exon.